CAGCGGGGUGGUGGUGGUUGCCCCUCGAAAGCCCUCGGUCGGUAUAAAAGCGAACGGGGGACUCGGAUCUGCAUCCAGUUCGGCUUGGAACUACGCACCUACCCCUUGGAUGAAAUCCAACAUGAAGAAUCUGUUAUUCCUGUCAUUCUUAGUCCUCUUAGCAGUGGCGUUAGUCCGCGCAGAGGCGGAGGAGAAGAAAUCGGCAGCGAAAAAUGACAAGAAGCAGACCAAGCGUGGAUUGCUCAGUUUAGGCUACGGCUAUGGCAGUGACAUCGAUCACGGCUACUCAGUAGGUGCCGGAGGUUACGGUUUGGAUGGCGGAAUCUCGCUCGGAGGAUUAGGAGGUCACGGCUAUGGCAGCUACGGAUCGUUCGAUCUCGGACACUCAGUUGGCAUUGAAAAGACCAUCACCUUGGUUAAAGGUGUUCCAGUUCCAUACCCCGUAGAAAAACCCGUGCCCUAUCCAGUAACCAAGCACGUACCUUACCCCGUUAAGGUCGCAGUACCUCAACCGUAUCCAGUAGAGAAACAUAUUCCGUACCCCGUUAAAGUGCCAGUCAAGAUUGCCGUCCCAGUACCCCAGCCCUACCCUGUUGAAAAAGUCGUCCACGUACCUGUCAAAGUGCCAGUAGACAGGCCUUAUCCAGUUAAAGUUUUGGUACCGCAACCGUACCCAGUCACCAAGCAUGUACCUUAUCCUGUCAAAGUGCCUGUACCUCAGCCUUACCCAGUAGAGAAGCACGUGCCGUAUCCAGUCAAAGUACCGGUUCACGUUCCACAACCUUACCCAGUUUACAAAGAAGUACCAGUUCCAGUUAAAGUUCCCGUAGACAGGCCAUACCCGGUACAUGUUCCUCAACCUUACCCCGUCCAUGUUAUCAAGAAAAUCGCGGUACCAGUAGAGAAACCAGUACCAUACCCAGUUAAAGUUGCCGUCGAGAAACCAGUUCCCUAUCCGGUAGAAAAACCAUACCCAGUAGCCGUUAAAGUUCCAGUACCAGCCCCAUAUCCGGUUGAAAAACCAGUCCCAUAUCCAGUGGAAAAACCAGUACCGUACCCAGUCAAAAUCGCCGUCGAUAGGCCAGUACCUUACCCUGUUGCAAAACCCGUACCGUACCCAGUAGAAAAACCAGUAGCAGUACCCGUUAAGGUACCAGUUGCAGUACCAGUGCACGGACAUUUCGAGGGCGGAUAUGAAGGCGGUUACGAAGGCGGUUACGGUGGCAGCUAUGAUGGCGGUUACGACGGAGGUUACGAUGGUGGCUACCAUACUGUUCUCGUUUGCACCGUCUUCCUCUACUCAAUCAAAGCGGACCAAGAUGGCACCUCCAAAAACAAAAAAAGAAGUCUGCCAGGGUUUCACGGGUACGAUUAUGGCGGCGGUUUGCUGCACUCUCACAUAGGCUUGUCCCAUAUCGGAAUUCCAGAUUGCAAUCUCCAUUCCGCUCAUAUUGCUGUGGAACCAAUACCCAUCAAGGAAAGGGUAGUCACCCUUGUUAAGACGGUAGGUCACCCAGUACCGGUUGUAAAAGAGAUACCGGUACCCGUGAUCAAACAGGUGCCUUAUCCCGUGGAGGUUCAUGUUCCCCAGCCCUACCCAGUUGUAAAAGAAAUAAAAGUUCCGGUCAAAGUUCCCGUUAAAGUUCCAGUUCCGGUACACCAGCCAGUACCAGUUGAGAAAAUUGUUAAAGUUCCCGUGAAAGUACCAGUAGAGCACCCGGUGCCCGUCAAAGUUUUGCAGCCUCAACCCUAUCCUGUCUACAAGGAAGUCAAAGUGCCUUAUCCUGUACACGUACCACAACCGUAUCCGGUAGUCAAGGAGGUCAAAAUUCCUGUUAAAGUACCGGUACAGGUACCUAAGCCGUACGCAGUUGAAAAAAUCGUCCGUGUGCCCGUCAAAGUUCCCGUAGAAAGGCCGGUACCGGUGCAGGUUAUCAAACCAUACCCAGUAAAAGUGGAAAAAGAAGUCAAAGUACCAGUAACUGUAGAGAAGCCCUAUCCUGUAAAAGUGUUUGUUGAUAGGCCAGUGCCAUACCAUGUUCAUAAAGAGGUCAAAGUGCCCGUUAAAGUACUAGUACCGCAACCUUACCCGGUAGUAAAAGAAAUCAAAGUACCAGUCAUUAAAGAAGUGCCAUAUCCGGUGCAAGUUAAGGUAGAACGGCCAGUGCCAUACGAAGUGAUUAAGCACGUCCCAUACCCGGUGGAAAAGAAGAUAGCGUUGCCGAUCAAGGAAGUGGUACCGAUCGCAAUUCAACACGAAGAAGCAAAAAUCGCCAUCCCAGACUGCUAUCAGAAUGAAAGACAGAUAGAUUGGAAAGAUUGGACCAAAUGGUAAAUUAUUGUAUUUGCAAGAGAUGCGUUCAGAUGAAUAUUAUUUAGUCUCUUUGCCGAACCCGCUCGUACUUGUGCAAAAUAUUUGCAAAUUCACGGCCCUAUAUAGCUCUUCAGGUGAUAAAUUGCACUAAUAAUUGUAAAUAGCCAUUUAUGUAAAGUUUGUACUGUCUAGUUACAGUAAUUUUGUAUUCUAUGUUUUGUUUCGUAGGUGCAGAAUUACAUUAUUAUUAUAAUUCGAUAUAAAAUAUAUUUUUGUUAUUUG
This is a messenger RNA of Cylas formicarius (sweet potato weevil), 2596 nucleotides long. Its product is annotated as titin-like. The transcript has 4 exons. The coding region runs from base 110 to 2335 and encodes 741 amino acids. The record is from RefSeq and is a predicted model, not a curated record. Lineage: Eukaryota; Metazoa; Arthropoda; Insecta; Coleoptera; Brentidae.